AUUUUUGUAAUAGAUAUAAGGGAUAGAUAGGUUAUAGAGUUAAUAUAGAGGAGAUAGAGAUAGUACCACAGAGGUGUAGCUCAUCAAAACAUGUCGUCGUGGAGGCCGUGACAUAUCAGACGACAUGAUCAACAUAACAGACACACAGAAGAUUGGGGUCGGGUUUGCUGCCUUUGGGGUCACCUUCAUCUUUCUGGGUGUCCUCCUCUUUUUUGAUAAAGGACUUUUGGCUAUUGGUAAUAUCCUCUUCCUGGCGGGCCUGGCCUUUGUUGCUGGUCUAGAGAGAACAUUCCGUUUCUUCUUCCAACGGCACAAGUGGAAAGGCUCCGGGGCGUUCUUUGGAGGGAUUCUCAUCGUCCUCUUCGGCUGGCCGUUGAUUGGCAUGUGCAUUGAAGUGUACGGUUUUGUCGUGUUAUUCAGUGGAUUCUUCCCCGUAGCUGUUAAUUUUUUGCGUCGUAUGCCAGUUAUUGGACAGAUACUCAAUCUUCCGUUCAUCAGUGGACUGUUGCCCCCAGACUCUUCUGCUUGAGUAAGCCAAGUUUGUUGAUCGAUUUUCAGGAGACUCCAAAAUGAAUGUCUGACAAGAAAAGAAUGCUUGAGGCAUCUUGUAUUUAGUGGUUAGAGGAAAAGUCAGCAUACUGCUACAGGUGUGGGUAGUACUGUACACCACACAGGUCAUAUGGCAAUAGAUAAAAGAGAGAAGACACCAAGCUUGUCACAAACUGUUUCCAAGCAAAAUGGUACUCUAUGAUAGCACUGUGUUUAUGUACUGUGUGUGUGUGGCUGUGGAUGUGAAAGGCACUGAUGCAAAAUUGGUUUCAAGAAGUACAGUACAGUAUGCAUUGGAAUAAAAAUAAUACUUUUUGAGAGCAAUGUUUGGUCUGAAGACAACCAUUUUCCCUGACUGUGUUCUUGUCUUGUUCUGGUACGGUACAGUACAGUACAGUACAGUACAGUACACGGGUGAAUGAAAACCUCAUUUACAUGGAUCUUGAUAAUCACAUCAACAACAUUUACUGUAAUUACUAAAAUAUUUUCUCAGUCUGUUCACUUAACAUUUGACUUACAGUAGAUGUAAAAACAUUUCACUAUAAUUCAUCUUACAAAAGGGAACUUAUUUUCUUACUUAUUUGUAUCAGUAAAUUAUCAACUAAUUCUUAUAUAAAUACUAUUUUGCCAAAUGGCAUCUCUCCAGUGUUCAGGUAAUUGCUACUCAGACUUAGAUAAUUAUCUAACCCUUAUUACUAAGGAAUAUUGCUGUAGGAUCAAAUAUAGUAACCUUAGAUUCUGUGUACAUUUUGAGUGUCAGAAUUUAUAAUUAUUACUAUGGUGAUGAUCUUUAACUGAAUACUGUAUGAACUAAUCAGAUACACUCAGGAUUUCACUACAUAUAGUACAAGGUGUCUCAAAAAUACACACACACACACACAUUACCUUACAGAUUUUCACGGAGAAUGCAGGAAUGCCGGUAUUACAACACCAACAUUGUCCCUGAGUGUGGAAGACCUAGCACAUCAACAAGUGAGGACAGUUUGUCUGUUGUUAAACCUAUACAAGUAUUCACAAUUGCCAUAAAAGUCUGUAAGGCAGUGUGUACAGUAUACAUUUUUCUGAGAUGCCCUGUACAGUACAGUAUUUAAGUAGAAGGGGCAAAGAGGAUUUGAAGCUGCUUGGGAUGAAAGAGCCCAUUGUUUACCUGGUGCAAGGUCUUGAACGAACUGAACAAAUUACAACAGUUGAUUGAAUAAAUGAAUACAAAUAUGGUGUUUACAGGUAGAUUAAAAUAGGUCAGAUUCAUAAUACUGUAGUAUACUGUAUUUCUGUUCUCAGUAGGUAAAUGAAUAUGUUCUUCCUGAAACAACUUGAACUGGUUUUGACAAUACAUGAAUCAGUCAGUGUGGUUGGCAGCUGAUUCAGAAUAAAAACCUGCUUGCUCUCAGUAAGGAUAAUAUGGAUAUGAUUUGGGAUUCUUAAAAUGGACAGACAUCAUCAUCAUGUGUUUAAUUGUCACUUGUCUCAUGAGAUGUAUGGCUGAUAUUUGCUUACUACUGUAUAAUGACACCAGAUUAUAAAACAUUAUAAAUAGACAGAGAUUCCUCUGAGAUAAUGUUGGAUAAAAAUAUGCAUUUCUCUUGUGAUUUGUCAUUUUCUACUAUUUGACCAAGUUAUGUUUUUCCGAUACUGUAGUACAGAUUGAAAAUGAUGAGGGGGCAGGUCUGGUCCUGGAUUGAGUGUCACCACCAACUACUGUAGAUGAUAGUGUUCCUUUUUUGUAAGACAGUCUCCUUCCUUUCUAUUAUGUUUAGAACUUUGAAUAAAAUAUUUCUUUUUUGUAACUAUAUAAAACGCUUUAUGACAAUUAGUGUUAAAUCAGACAGCUAUAGUAGUUCAUUAUAAAAAUUUUAUUAAUAUUAAAAUAUUUAAGGAAAUUUAAGCGCUUGAUAAAUAUUAGAAAAACUGUGAAGCAAAGUGUAAUGAAGGAUUUCAACAUGUGCCUCACUUACUGUAAUGAUAAUUGGAGGAAAGUUAGUACUAAGUUUCAGAAUUCAUUUUACUACUUAACUGAUGAGAAAGGAGUACGGUACAUAUAAUGUUCAUCACGGGGGACAUAGUUGUAGAUCAUUAUCAUCUUGAAAAAGUGAAUCCUACAGGAGCUAUAAUACUCUAUGAUAGUUGUUUGCAAUUUAAAAAGAAUGAACUUAUCAUUUGUCAGCAGACUUAACUUAAAUGGUUGUAACUUUCACCGUCAUCACAUUUUGUAUUUUGAGCAACCUCACUGCCAGCUGUUUUGUGGGUUGCUUGUGAAUUUAUUCACUCUGCACUGUGGCAUUUUACAUAGUAUAAUUGGCCCUUAGUUCCCAGUAUUUUUUAUGACAAGUUAGAUGAGAAACAUUUGUGUUUUCUGUAAAACGUGUGAACAUUUAAGAACAGUUGGGUUAAUGUAAGUGAAGGCAUUUUUACUUGUCAUUGCAAAAUGAAAACAGAGCUCCUAAAUUUUUGUCUUGGAAUAAAGAUAAAAACUUACAAGUUCUCUCAUUUUUAUUUUGGUGUGAGCCAUGAAGAUAUUACUGUACUACCAUGAUUCCAUUAUGAAGUUAUGGAAAUGAUUUUACUGUAUGUAUGAGUAAACUGUUUCUUGUAGAAUGUGCCAAACAUAAUGAAAUUAGAUGACUGUAGGAUCAAAUUAACUCAUUUUGGAAUACAAUAUAACAAUUUUGAUAUAAAAUUAUUUUGUGAUAUGCAACAGAACUGAUGUUGUGGAUAGUUAAUUCCAGUAUUGAUUUAUUUUUCUGUGGCAUAAUUAUUUAGCAGUGGUUGAGAAUAUAAUCUUUAACAUGAAUUCCAACUUUGGUGAAGGACCAGCACAUUUUCUGAGUCAUAUCAUUGUAUAUUUCUGUUGGGGGAAGUCCAAUCUGAAUCUACAGAGGCUGCACUUAUUGUACAGUAAAUGUGUGAUUAUCUUGUGAGAGUAUUUGAUGUGUUGAUAGGAAGUUAUUUUGCCUCCUCCCACACUUUUCUAUAUCCUGCUGGUGACUCUCUCAAUGCCUUACAUCCAUCUCAAGACAUCACACCAUGCACUCCUACCCUCUUAAACCUUGUUGUAUGUCUGCCUUGAUUACAAUUUCUUGUGUAUAUGUAAUGGGCUCUGUACCACGCGUCAUUCUCACUACUAUAUUUGAAUACUAUUAAGUUUCUUGUUAUCAUUAUUUGUAUUUAGGUCUUACUAAGCUCGAUAGUAUAUUUCAUUCCAAGGGAAUGUCAGGGUAAUGGUUUUCAAGUUUUCUGUAGCUUACCUUCAUGUUUUAGUGGUGAUGAUGGUGAUUGCAUUUUGUCUUUACAUUACAUAGAGGUUAAUUUUGUCAAGAGGCUGCCCGUAAAGUCUUUUACAGUAUAUUUUCACGUAAAUUUUUGUUAUCAAUGUACUUAUAUAAUAAGGAAUUUUUAACAUCUCGAGUAUUGUUUUGAAGGUUGACGUCGUAAACAUUGAUCUAGUUCAUACUUUUUCAGGACUUAAAUUUGGACUCCUUUACACUAAAUAGCAUUGACCUUGAUAACUGUGAUCAGUUCUUGUGUCAAUGCCUAUUCCUCCCUGACAGCUUGACAAAUCAUAUUUUUCCUCCAAAUUCCUGUACCGGGUAGGAUCACAAUUCUGGAUACAUUGAAAAUAAUUUUAAUACAAUAUAAAUUCCAUAUCUGUAUUUACAGGAAAUCUUGUUUAAUUUUGCUAUUUUGUUGCAAAGUGUAAAGUUGUAAUGAAUGGACACGUUAGAACAUAGCACCUCUGGUAUAUGUAUCUAUUUAUGUAAUACAAGAACAUAUUGUCAGGUGAAAGAAUUUUGAUCUCAAGGCUAAAGAGGUUGUCACUUAACCCUUUGAGGGCAAUGGUUUAACUCUGAUGAUGAUGAUUUAACCCUCCAGGACUCGAAGGGUUAAUUGAGAGCAGUGAAAAGUGUUCGGACAUGAUUCUUUGUUAAACAUCAUAACGAAGUUUCAUCCACUAGUUUAGUGUCAUUUGUUUCAUCAAUGUAUAUAAGUAUCAUUGCCUAGGCAUGGAAAUUUCUUAUCUUCUACAACAGAUGCAGUGCCAAUGUUAAUGUUCUUUUAACCACCACAGAACAAACAUUAUUAUUAUUGUGCUUUGCCUCAAAAGGAGAAAAAUUACUUCAGUAUGUAGUGUUGAUCAUUGGAAUAAUUGUUAGUAAUGUUACCAAGGACGUGUCAUUAGUCCUGUAAGCCAGUUAUAUAAAUCUUAAAACUAUCGUAAUUAAUCUUUGUGACACUCGGUUGUAGGUAAACUUUAAGCUCUGGUCGCCUGCCGUUCAGUUUGGAAUGAGUGGAGUAAAGCUCAUAAUAACAUUGGCGGAGCAUUGGAUCAGUAAGCCAUGACAUCUGUAAACUUAGGUAACCACUUGAAGUACUGCAGCAGUGUCUGAAGUUUUAAGCUUUUAUAUAGUAUACCAUAGGUAAGUGUGUCAUCUGCCAUAUUUUCACUUCCCUCUCAUUUCAUGUACAGUGCAGUACUCAUCCAGUUAAUGAGGUAAUGUAGAUUGUGUGGUGCUAAUCUCAGUUGGAUGUAUUAACAGUAACAUCUCAUCGUGGGGAACUCGUUCAUUUCCCCUUUGUUGUUAGUGGAUGGAGGGAGGUGCCAAGGCUGAGUGUCUAUAAAUACUGAUGCAAAAUAUAUGGAGAUGUAACUUUAAAAGGUAGGGGGGGGGGGAGAGGGGGUUUAUAGGGAUAAACAUUCAGUGUGUUCAUUUAAUUUUGUUUCUUAGAAUUUGAGUGUAAUGUCCUUAGAAGGCACUCCUAAGAUUAUGUAUGGUAUGUAUGUAGUAUUGUUUUGAGCCAUACUGCUAGUGUACAAAGUAUACCCUAUUCAGGAAUAGUGUGAGUGUAUGACAGUUGCAUUUAUGCAAACACACAAACAUUUGAUACUGAAACAUAGUGCAAUAGGACUUUGACUAUUUCUACUAAUUAGCGUUAGGUUGAGUGUUCGUAUGUAACAACCCUGUUUAUGACUGCUACUGAUACUAUGAAACUAAAUCACAGUAAAGGUUGUUGUCAACAUUCAAAAUUAUAUCUACUGAACGAUGUCAGGCUCUGUGUUUCUUGUACAAAUAGGCAUAUACCUUGACAGAAAAUAUAUUACCAUUUUAAAAA
Messenger RNA from Homarus americanus (American lobster), 5658 nucleotides. RefSeq names its product vesicle transport protein GOT1B-like. NCBI's taxonomy places the organism in Eukaryota, Metazoa, Arthropoda, Malacostraca, Decapoda, Nephropidae. The transcript is spliced from 6 exons. The record is from RefSeq and is a predicted model, not a curated record. The coding region runs from base 125 to 529 and encodes 134 amino acids. Gene Ontology annotation, cellular component: membrane; endoplasmic reticulum. Gene Ontology annotation, biological process: endoplasmic reticulum to Golgi vesicle-mediated transport; retrograde transport, endosome to Golgi.